Messenger RNA from Linum trigynum, 3476 nucleotides. NCBI's taxonomy places the organism in Eukaryota, Viridiplantae, Streptophyta, Magnoliopsida, Malpighiales, Linaceae. The record is from the annotation of a GenBank genome assembly.
CUAUAAUACAUAAUUUAUCUUUCAAAUUAUAACGUGAUAUUACUGGUCACAUACUCAAAGUCUUAAAUUAUUAUAUAUAUUAUGAGAUAUAAUCUAACAAACGAGCUGAGUUACAAAUGAGUUUUCCCGAAUCAAGCGCCGAAUCGCUCGUGAGCGGAUUAGCUCAUUUACAGGUUUACUCAGGUGAGUCAGGUCUACUCUAUGAAACUUGGCGCCAAAAUUGCCCCAUGGAAGCCGCGUUUUGCCUUUUUCAAUAGGCUUCCCUUGUUGGGCUUAGGGUUUCGCUUUGGGCCUGGUCAUUUCAUUUUGCAUUUUGGGCUAGACUGGCGCCCCAUUAAUUGAAUCUAUUCAAGCCUGGCCCUUGCUUUCUCUAAAAAAAACUAAUCUUAAAAACAGAAAAAGAAAGGUUCUGCCGAGCUGAGCAAACGCAGCCAGCCAUGACUGAUCAAACUUCAAAGUCCAGUGCCCUGAAACGCCGUUGAACGGUACGAGUUCCUCUUUGCAGUUUUUGUCCCCUCUAACCGCCAUUUUUGAAGUUGAUGAAGGAGCGAGACGCCCUCAUCUGUUGCCCGAGUAUUCUCAGGAUAUACCCAAAGAUUCUCUUUUUCCUCUGCCUCUUUCGUUGGGUUCUCAAUUUGAGCAGCAGCUUCCCUGUUAAUUUCUUCUAUUCACCCAGACAUCUCAGAGGGGAAUAGCAAAGGACUGCCUGGCUCCAGUACACGUUCUGCAUAUCAAUUGAAAGAAGCUUCUGUUUUCCCCUUCAGAGGUUCGCCCUUGCCUAUAGAUUUCCCUUCUUUUCUUUAAUAAAUUUUUCUUGUUCUGGGUCUUUCAAUUGGUUCGAUGGAAUGAUAUGGAUGCGCAUUUUUGUGUGUGGGUUUAAUCUGUUUGCUGCUGUUCAUGGAUGGAAAGACCCAAAUAUGGGGGGAAAUUCAAAUGCUGGCGUUACAUUAGCUUAGCCAAUUCCACAUUGUAAUUGCUUUUCACUCAUUGGGUUUGUUGUAUGAAAUCCCUUCUGCAGAAUAGACUCUCUUUGUUCCCCAAUUCGCAAACAAUCCUUUGGGAUUCUGCGAUCCCGCUCUGUCUUUCGGCGCCUUUUUGCUGUCCGAGUGAUUGGUCAAACAAUGGCUACGAAUAUGGUCUCACGGGCUUCUUUCAUUCAAUCCAAACCUUCACUCUCUUUCAAAACCGGGCACGGACAUCGUCUCCCUCAGCCGUCUCUGCCAGCAAAUGUGGCUUUUGUGGCCACCAAGGGAAAUGGGUUGGCCGUCAGAUGUUCGGUGGCGGUCCCUGAAGCCGCUUCAAGGUCUGGGGAAUCCAGUAGGAAGGGGACCAAAAGCCCUGUCAUUGUUAUUGACAAUUAUGACAGUUUCACUUAUAAUCUUUGCCAGUAUAUGGGAGAGCUGGGAUGCGAAUUCGAGGUUUACCGGAAUGAUGAGUUAACUGUGGAAGAGUUGAAAAGGAAGAAUCCUAGAGGUGUGCUGAUAUCCCCAGGACCAGGAGCCCCCAAGGAUUCUGGAAUAUCUUUGCAGACGGUUUUGGAGCUUGGACCAAUCGUACCCUUGUUUGGUGUGUGUAUGGGGUUACAGUGCAUUGGCGAAGCAUUUGGCGGGAAGAUUGUGCGUUCUCCUUUCGGGGUAGUGCACGGUAAAAGUUCCCUGGUGUACUAUGAAGAAAAAGGCAAAGGGUUGUUUACUGGGUUGCCAAACCCUUUCAAAGCUGGUAGAUAUCACAGCCUAGUUAUCGACAGGGAUACGUUCCCGGUAGACGAACUGGAGAUCACUGCAUGGACUGAGGAUGGGCUGAUCAUGGCUGCCCGUCACAAGAAGUACAAGUAUCUGCAGGGUGUGCAGUUUCAUCCGGAGAGCAUCAUAACCUCAGAAGGCAAGAUCAUCGUUCAGAAUUUUCUCAAGAUGAUAGAGGAGAAGGAAGCCGCCGAGUCAAUGAACAAGGGACACGUUGCUACUGGCCUUAUGGCGGAGUGAAGAAUUGUAUACUGGGAGGCAACAGAUUAGGAGAAUGAAUGGUCUAGUAUUUUAGAAGUUUCUGCUGUUCUAGUUUUUAGUGGACACCUAAUUUAGAUGAGCAAGACCUGUGGUGUUCAAAGCUAAGCUUUGCUCUAGCAAACCAGCCAGCCUAAGAAUGAAAAAAAGGAAAAUUCAAUAGUUUGAGGCUGCAUACAUCAUAAUUGAGCAGCAGCUGGGGCAUCAAAGCAAUGAAGGGAAGGAGUGGAAAUAAACGGGAAAGUAGUAAUGAUGAACUGGAUUUUGAAAUGAACUGGGUUCCAUUUCAGAAUGAACUUUUGCUGUCAGUGGCAGCUGGUCUGGUGAUGAUAACAUACAAAGAGACUUCCAGCCCCAUGAGUUGCUGCAGUUUUCCUGCCCCAUUCCCUCAACUGAGCUCGAAAGAUAUGAUGGCAAAUUACAGAGAGGUCCAAAAAUGGAUCGAAAGAAAGAAUUUCACAUCAUCCCUUUUUCCCCAACCACAUGAAUUUCCUCACACAAUGAAAUGUAAUGAGAGAGCACCCUUGGCUUGGUAAUCAAGUUGUGGCAGUCGCAAUGAUGCUGAGUUGUCGUUUGUUUCGCAUGCAGCCAUUCUAUUCUUCUCCAGCUGUGACACACAACACCAGCCAUUUUCUACUGCUCUCACUUAUUCACCCCGUGGUAAGCAAACAGGGCUCAUGUCAACCUCAUAUAUUUGUGUUAUGUUUAGUGACCAGAAAUAAACCCACUAGUGAAUGGGUUAUCCAAUUAUGACAACUAGUCGGGAACUAUCGAAAAUUAAGCUCUGUGAUCGACUAUACAACAUUAUUUACUAGUAGUAAGUCCUCCAAGUAUUUAUGCCCGGACAGAGUCGCCUCAUUUGAUCAAGUUAGAAUGUGAGAAUUCGUUAGAGGAGGAGAUCGAGAGAGCCGUAACGAAUUACCAGUACAUGAUGGAAUAGGGAGAUGUUUGUGGGAUGAUGGUAAGUGGUUUUGCCCUACAACUAGUUGUCGAUGUCGUAUGACAUUAUGUAUUAUGUGUUUUUCAGUUUAUUGCAUGAUCUUGUUUGCAAAAUGUAUUAAAAUUUGGGAGGAAAAGGAACAUGCUUGAAAAUGGCCAACCUGCAAAAUAGGACCAUUUAGAUACCCAUGGGCCAUGGGAACCCUAAUAAUACAAGGUUGCCCUGCCCUCCACCACCACCCCUUUUGCCUAUAAAGGAAAUAUAUUAGGGUCUCCCCAAGCCCAAGGGCCAUCAAUUGAUUCUAAUAUUUAUCUUAUAUUGAUUCUAAUAUAUAGUAUUGACUUUAAUAGGUUUGUUAAUGUGUAUGGGCAAGGCAAUGGCUUCUUGAUCAUUUCAUGUGAAUCCUACAAAGCAUAAGUAGAUGUCAUACACUACUUAGGCCGGGUCGAUGAUUUUCCCCUUUUUUUUUUUGGUUUGGAUCACCUGUAAAGAUUAAAAGUUUCAUUCCUAAGCUAAAAUAAGGCGUAAAAGAAAUC